Panthera uncia (snow leopard) is the source of this 2069-nucleotide messenger RNA. It is a transcript of the gene P2RX6, whose product is annotated as purinergic receptor P2X 6. Bases 1 to 1383 code for a protein of 460 amino acids. The transcript has 13 exons. Gene Ontology annotation, molecular function: extracellularly ATP-gated monoatomic cation channel activity; purinergic nucleotide receptor activity; ATP binding. Gene Ontology annotation, biological process: response to ATP; monoatomic cation transmembrane transport. The record is from RefSeq and is a predicted model, not a curated record. Gene Ontology annotation, cellular component: nuclear inner membrane; plasma membrane. NCBI's taxonomy places the organism in Eukaryota, Metazoa, Chordata, Mammalia, Carnivora, Felidae.
AUGAGGCGGAGACUGCACCGCACAGCAACUCGAGCCCUUCCCCGGGGAUGGGUGGAGGCUGGAACCUGUCCCCAGUGGAAGUGUCCCUUUAAUAGCUGCUGGCCCGCCGGCUUGGACGCCUGCUUUACCUCCUAUUCAGCUGUGGCUCCAGCUGCUGUGCUGACUCAUGUGCCCCAGCAGACAGCAGGAGCUGGAAGCAUGGGCUCCCCGGGGGCCCUGGCGGGCUCGGGGCUUCUGGAUUACAAAACGGAGAAGUAUGUGAUAACCAGGAACUGGCGGGUGGGCGCCCUGCAGAGGUUGCUGCAGCUCGGGGUCAUGGCCUACGUGGUGGGGUGGGCUCUCCUCGCCAAAAAAGGCUACCAGGAGCGAGACCUGGACCCCCAGAUUUCCGUCAUCACCAAACUCAAAGGGGUUUCUGUGACCCAGAUCGAGGAGCUGGGUAACCGACUGUGGGAUGUGGCAGACUUCGUGAAGCCACCACAGGGAGAGAAUGUGUUCUUCUUGGUGACCAAUUUUCUUGUGACGCCAGAACAAGUUCAGGACAGAUGUCCAGAGCACCCUUCCAUCCCGCUGGCUAACUGCUGGGCUGAUGAGGACUGUCCGGAAGGGGAGACGGGGACACACAGCCACGGCAUAAAAACGGGCCAAUGUGUGGAAUUCAACGGGACCCACAGGACCUGUGAGAUCCAGGGCUGGUGCCCUGUGGAGAGCGGCACUGUGCCCAUCAGGAAGCCCCUACUGGUCCAGGCAGAGAACUUCACCUUGUUCAUCAAGAACACCGUCACCUUCAGCAAGUUCAACUUCUCCAAGUCCAAUGCCUUAGACACCUGGGACGCCACUUAUUUCAAGCGCUGUCGCUACGACUCACGCUACAGCCCUUACUGCCCUGUGUUCCGCAUUGGGGAUCUCGUGGCUGCAGCUGGAGGGGUCUUUGAGGACCUGGCAUUGCUGGGAGGUGCUGUGGGCGUCCGAGUCCACUGGGAUUGUGACCUGGAUGCUGGGGGCUCCGACUGUCGGCCCCACUACUCCUUCCAGCUGCAGGAGAGGAGCUACAAUUUCAGGACAGCCACUCACUGGUGGAAAGCCUCAGGUGUGGAGGCUCGGAGUCUGCUCAAGCUCUAUGGGAUCCGCUUCGACAUCCUUGUCACUGGGCAGGCAGGGAAGUUCGGCCUCAUCCCCACGACCAUCACUCUGGGCACCGGAGCAGCUUGGCUGGGUGUGAUCACCUUCUUCUGUGAUCUGCUGCUGUUGUAUGUGGACGAAGAAGCCCAUUUCUACUGGAGGACCAAGUAUGAGGAGGCAAAGGCUCCGAAGGUGACCACCAACCCCGAGCAGACAGAACCAGCUUCUGCACCCCCGUGCAUGGCUGCCCAGGAGUCUUAGAGGGGACCCAGUCUGGGAGCCAGACACCGACACCAGAGUGACCAUGCCGAGGCUCCGGUCUCCCACUCACUGGCCUGUUCCUGAGGCCUGUAGCUGUUCCCUGCUGGUUGUGGGGUGGGGGUGGGGGCCCACCUUGGGGACCUCCUGGACAAAGCCCCAGCAGGAGUAGGGAUGGGGGAGGGGAGAAUUCCACCCUUCCACUCCCAGACAGACUGUCUCUCCCCUGACUCCAGCUCUAGCAGGAUGCUGCCUGGGGGAGCCAGAGAAGCCAGUUUCGUAUAGAGACCUGCAGGAGAACAGGAGCCACAGAGAAGGGGAGCCCCUGGGAUACCCACAUGACAGGGCAAUGGUCCAGUGGGGCUCCUGCUGUGUCUAGGUCUAAAGAACUCUCUCCCAGCCUCCAUCACCAGUGUUUUCAGAGGUGGCCUACUCACCAGCUGUCAGCACUGACCCUCCCACUGGCAAUGGCGGACUCCAGCCCUCCUCCCCCUACCUACACCCCAUCUUAGGUAGAACCCCUCCCUCUCAGCUGUGCCCCGCUGGGGUCUGUGCAACUGGAGUCUAAAGCAAGGUAGAGAGAAGCCUGACAAGAGGGGUCAGCUGCUCCCAUGUUGGGUUGCCUGAGGUGGGUUCUUACCCAACUCUGGGCCUCAUCCAUGGAAUGAGGGGUGUGUAGGAAGAUAAUC